AAGCCUCUUUCCUUUGUAAAUUACCUAGUCUUGGGUGUAUCCUUAUAGCAGCAUGAGAAUGGACUCUGGAUUGUUUUAGUGAAGUCUAUUCUCACCAUGGUGUAAAAUCCCUGAUGUUGCUCAUUGGAGUACAGCCUUGCCUACUUUUACAGACAGCAUUAGAUGAUAGUGGUUUUGACAGGGCUGUCUUUGAGCGUCUCCCUGACCACCCCCAGCUGUUAGCACCACCGAUUGCAACUUAAUGGCAGUAUUGCUUUCCUAAGUGCCCUGGAGUAUAUGUUGCUUCACAGGCUAAUAUAAUCAAACUGGGGCUUUCUUGAGGUCAGUGUUUGAGAUUUGUUCUGACAAUAGAAUGUCUCUUCCCAGGUGGUCUCUCAGUUUCUGUCUGGCAAACAAACCACCCUAUAGUAUAACAUACACCUCUAAUCUAUCAACCUCCUCCCAAUUGCCCUUCACCAAAAUUUUCAGUUUUUGACAUUGCCCUUAGGUUUAAAUUUCUCCACAUUCUGUUGCAAGUCAAUUCAGUUCCUUUGAGGAGCAAUACAGAACUCUGUUCUAUGGCCUACUUCUCCCCCUGGACAAAAUCUCAGAGCCACUGUUCUAGUGCUGGAGGUAUGGACAAUGGCAUGCAUCUCUCUGAGUGAUUCCCCUGCUUUAGGAGCUGAGUGCUUGGUAGAUGGCAGAUGGGGCGGCAGCCAGGUCUGCCUGGCUUGCCUGUUUGGGCAUGGAACACCUGCCCCAGGAGCCAGGGCACAGCAAUUGGAACCUCAGUAUGCUCAGCAGUACCACAUCCAAGUUAAAGCCUACAUUUCAUGUUUUGGGGCAAGGCAGAGGAAGGGAGUCUUCAUUCUUCAGCUGUGCAACAGUUUCAUUGGGGAUCGUGUCCAUAGAGCUCCUCAUGCUGUCAUGCCAGAAGUGGAAUUCCCUGACCAGUUCUUUACAGUUCUAACCAUGGACCAUGAACUGGUGACACUCAGGGAUGUGGUCAUCAACUUCUCUCAGGAGGAAUGGGAAUAUCUGGAUUCUGCUCAGAGGAACUUGUACUGGGAUGUGAUGAUGGAGAACUACAGCAACUUACUCUCACUGGAUUUGGAGUCCAGGAGUGAGACUAAGCAUUUAUCUGUAGGAAAAGACAUUAUUAAAAACACUGGUUCUCAGUGGGAGGUAAUGGAAUGUAGCAAGUUACGUGGCCUUGAAAGUUCCAUUUGCAGAAAUGACUGGCAAAGCAAAAGCAAGAUUGAAGUACAAGGACCUGAAGUGGGAUAUUUCAGUCAAAUGAAAAUCAUCACUGAAAAUGUGCCCACUUACAAAACUCAUGAAUCUCUUAUGUUACCUCAGACAACUCAUGACAGUGAGAAGCCCUAUGAAUACAAGGAAUAUGAGAAGGUCUUCAGUUGUGACUUAGAGUUUGCUGAAUAUCAGAAAAGACAUACUGGUGGAAAAAACUAUGCAUGCAAUCAAUGUUGGAAAACCUUUGGGAUAGACAACUCCAAUAUGUUACAACUGAAUAUUCAUACUGGUGUGAAACCUUGUAAAUAUAUGGAAUAUGGGAAUACAUGUAGUUUUUAUAAAGACCUUAAUGUAUACCAGAAAAUUGAUAAUGAGAAGUUCUACAAAUGUAAGGAAUACAGAAGGACCUUUGGAAGAGUUGAAGAAGUUACUCCACUUCAAAGAGUUCAUGAUGGUGAGAAACACUUCGAAUGCUCAUUCUGUGGGAAAUCCUUUAGAGUGCAUGCCCAACUUACUCGACAUCAGAAAAUCCAUACUGAUGAGAAAACUUACAAAUGUAUGGAAUGUGGCAAGGACUUCAGAUUUCUUUCACAGCUUACCGAACAUCAGAGAAUUCAUACUGGUGAGAAGCCCUACAAAUGUAUGCACUGUGAGAAGGUUUUUAGAAUUAGUUCACAGCUCAUUGAACAUCAGAGAAUUCAUACUGGUGAGAAACCUUAUGCAUGUAAGGAAUGUGGAAAGGCUUUUGGAGUAUGUAGAGAACUUGCUCGUCAUCAGAGAAUUCAUACUGGUAAGAAACCCUAUGAAUGCAAAGCAUGUGGAAAGGUCUUUAGAAACAGUUCAUCCCUGACUAGACAUCAGAGGAUUCAUACUGGUGAAAAACCCUAUAAAUGUAAAGAAUGUGAGAAAGCAUUUGGAGUAGGUAGUGAACUUACUCGACAUGAAAGAAUUCACAGUGGUCAAAAGCCUUAUGAAUGUAAGGAGUGUGGAAAGUUCUUUAGACUUACGUCAGCCCUUAUUCAACAUCAAAGAAUUCAUAGUGGUGAGAAACCUUAUGAAUGUAAGGUAUGUAGGAAGGCCUUUAGACAUAGUUCAGCCCUUACAGAACAUCAGAGAAUUCAUACUGGAGAAAAACCCUACGAAUGCAAGGCAUGUGGGAAGGCCUUUAGACAUAGUUCAUCCUUUACCAAACAUCAGCGCAUUCAUACUGGUGAUAAACCCUAUGAAUGUAAGGAAUGUGGGAAUUCCUUUAGUGUUGUUGGGCAUCUUACGUGCCAACCGAAAAUUUACACUGGUGAGAAAUCGUUUGACUGAAAUAAAUGUAUAAAGUGGUUUUUUAUUUCCGAUUUUCACAGGAAAAAACUAUGGAUGGAUUUAAUGGGUAAUCAAGGCAAUUCAGUAUCUCCCUCUUUUAAGUCUGUUUUUAGACUUCAUGGCCAUUCUGUAUGUAGACAUAGAAUUGCUUAGUCAUAACUGAUAUAUACUUAUAGCUUUGUUAGAUAUUGCCAAAUAUUUCUCCUUUUUAUGUUAAAAAGAGUUUUUUUCCAUGAGUUUCUCAUCGUGGCAUGUUUUGUUUACAAUAGCCUUUGAUGUUUGCAUUAUUGUUCUUUUCACUAUUCAGUUUUUUAAUUGUAAUAUUACUUCAGUAUCUUUUCUGCAUUGCAAUUCUUUGCUUGUGAUAUCUAUACUUAUUUUCCUCCAGAGAGUUAGAACUCCUAGACAGGUAUAACGUAGUUUUACAUUCUUAUUGCUCUUCAUUUUGUGUAAUGUUCUUGUUUUGUUUUGUUUUGAAUGAUGGAAGUGUGAUCUUUCCAUUUUCACCAAAUUGUUCACUUCUCUUUAAAUUUCUAUUUUAUUUUGAUACAACAUGUUCCCCCAAAAUAACAUAUACAUAGGAACUGGUUGUAUUCCACCAUAACACACACACACACUAUAUAUAUAUAGUGUAUAUAUACAUACAGUGUAUAUAGUGUAUGUGCGAUGUAUACUAUAUAUACUCACACAUGCA
Molecule: messenger RNA, 3238 nt
Organism: Cercocebus atys (sooty mangabey)
Lineage: Eukaryota; Metazoa; Chordata; Mammalia; Primates; Cercopithecidae
Gene: ZNF529
Product: zinc finger protein 529
Exons: 4
Coding region: 622-2544 (640 amino acids)
Biological process (GO): regulation of transcription by RNA polymerase II
Molecular function (GO): RNA polymerase II cis-regulatory region sequence-specific DNA binding; DNA-binding transcription factor activity, RNA polymerase II-specific
Source: RefSeq, a predicted model, not a curated record